Molecule: messenger RNA, 666 nt
Organism: Leishmania braziliensis MHOM/BR/75/M2904
Lineage: Eukaryota; Euglenozoa; Kinetoplastea; Trypanosomatida; Trypanosomatidae
Exons: 1
Coding region: 1-666 (221 amino acids)
Molecular function (GO): RNA binding
Source: RefSeq, a predicted model, not a curated record
AUGGACACGGCUGUCACCAAUCUAAGCGCUCAUGCGAAGCCUUGGGCACCGAAUGGGCCAACCCAGCAGCAACCACCGCUGCAGCACCCUCGUAGCCACAGCAACCAGUAUAGCCAGGACAACGGCGUGAGUAGCGGGCACGGAUCCGGCGUGCAGCGAGGCAUGCGCGCGGGGGGGAAUGCGAACAACGGAUCCGUCAAGAACUUGGUGACCCCAGGGCAGCACCCCUACGAGUAUGGGAAUCUGAACGAGAUGCUGCACACCAUGCAGCAGCAACAGCCGCAGCAGCCGAAGCUGAGCUCGACGGCGGCAAAGCUCUUUGUAGGCCAGCUGCCGUUUGAGUGCACCGAGGAGCGGCUGCGCAACUUGUUCAGCGCGUACGGAAACGUUGAACACAUUCACAUCUUGCGCGACAACAGCAACCGCAGUCGCGGUGCCGCCUUCAUCACCCUCUCCACCGUGCAGGAGGCCGACACAGCCAUCUUUACUCUGCAUAACCGCUAUCGUAUGCUUACGAACCGCGCCAUUCAGGUCAGCUACGCCAAGAACAGCCCAAACAUUUCCCCCUUCGGCACCCACAGUGCGGUGGAGGUGCAUCAGUCAAAUCCAACGAACCCGCUGCCCGAUGUAGCAGGCCUCGCCACGCAGAUGUCCCGCCUGUUCUGA